AUGGCCGGCGGACUCUCGGUGCAAUCAGGGGAAGAGGGGGAGCCGCAGCUUGUGGAGGCGGCAGUUGCGGUGCGGUUGCGCGGACAGAAGCAGUCGGACCUGGCAGUUCCGGGGUUUGUCGUUGCAGGGACGGAUGGCUCAACUGAGCCGGUAAAUGCGCGCGGACCGCGGAAUGCUGGAGGGGAGAACGGUUCUGCUGCGGUAUCGGCGCAGGCUGCGCCAGACAGGGCAGUCCGGGGAGCGGAUGGGGGAGUGGCGCUGACAGCAUCCGCAGCGGGAGUGGCGGGAGUUGCGGAUGCUCUGGAGCGGCAGCAAGGCCCCACGGCCCAGUGUCCUGAUUUCCGCUGCAACUGGCCGCGCACGGGGUUCUUCUUUGACCGCCCGGAGAAGGGCCAUCAGGCGGUGAUGGUGACGCCCUACACCAACCAGCCGUUCGAGUGCUGGCGCAUCUGCCGCCGCACUGAGCACUGCGCGUUCUGGAUGUUCGAGAUGCAGGCGAUCCAAGCUCUUCUCCCCUCUUCUGCCCGCGCUGCUCGUGCUGGUCUUGGCGUGCGCUCCAAGGUUCUGGCAUCUCUCCAGGGGGGCCUGACCACGUGUGCUGCACUCAAUGCCCACGUUGGUGCUGACAUCAUCGGAGCCAAUGUCGACGGCACAGCUGACAUCAGCAUUCUCCGCAGGGGAGCAUCCGUGUAUCUGUCCUACAAGAUCACAGCUCAGGGCUUGACUCAGCGCCCAUCCUCUUCCCCUGCCAUCGUCGCCCGUAACCCCUGCUCUUCCCCCGCAACCUCCUCCUCCUCCACUUCUUCCUCCACCUCAUCCUCACCUGCCGUUACCACAUCAGGCUCCCUAUCCGGAGACGGAUCACUGCAUGCCUCCCUCUCUCCCUCCACAGGAGCCACCGGCUCCGGCUCUCUCACCACCACCACCACCACCAACCUCCUCAACUCCUCCCUCUCUGCCUCCACCACUGCCGAUGCCUCCCUCUCCCCCACCACCGGCCUUACCACCUCCAACUCCCUCUCCGCCUCCGCCUCUCUCCCCAACUCCUCCCUCUCUGCGUCCACCACUGCUGGCGCCGGCACCGCUCUUAACCCAGACGGAUCGGUUUCCACCGCGGGGGGUCUCUCAGCCUCCACCAGCCUUCUCAACACCGGAGCUACAGCAGCCGGCAGCACUGACGCCUCCCUCCCCAAAGCCACUGCUUCAGGCUCAGGAUUUGUCGCAGCCUCUACUGCUCUCCUCAACACUUCGGCCACCGCCAGCGGUGGUGCCCAUGCAUCACUCCCCAACGCCACUCUCUCUGGCUCCGGCUCUCUCUCUGCCUCCACCGGUCUGCUCAACACAUCUGCUCGGGCCGGCGCUGGUGCAACCAUCUCCCUUCCCAAUGGCACAGUCUCUGGGUCCGGUUCUCUUGCUGCUUCCUCCGGUCUGCUCAACACGUCUGCUGACGUUGGUGCCGGUGUCAACGCAGGCUCGGGAGGCGUCCAAGCCAACCUCGGAGGCUCCACGAACCUUGACCUCAACCCCGCUGGCGUUGUCUCAGGGAUUGGUGGGGUUAUCUCUGGCGCAGGUGGAGCAGUGGGGAGCGUGGUUGGUUCGGCAGGGAAGGUUGCAGGCUCGGUGGUAGGCUCGGUGGGCAAUGCUGCAGGUUCGGUGAUUGGCACAGUGGGCAAGGUGGCCGGCUCGGCAGGGAAAGCAGCAGGCUCGGCUCUUGGCUCGGUGCCUUCGGUUCUGUCUCCCCUGGUUGUCCUUCCUGGUGCUUGGGUGAAGGCUGCAGUUGAUGCCAAUGUUGGGGUAAACAUUGGUGCUGCUGGUGCUGCUGGUGCUGCUGGAGCAGCUGCAGCAAGUGUGUAUGCGAUGGUGGGAGAGACUCGCCUCUCUGCUGACCUUGCCUCGUCCCUCCUCGCCCGCAUCUCCGCCCGCUCCUCCUCCUCCCCAUCCGCUCCUCUCCCCCUCUUCCUCUACCUCAACGCGCGGCAGAAUCUCGUUGCCUUCCUGCAGUAA
This is a messenger RNA of Closterium sp. NIES-65, 2004 nucleotides long. The record is from the annotation of a GenBank genome assembly. NCBI's taxonomy places the organism in Eukaryota, Viridiplantae, Streptophyta, Zygnematophyceae, Desmidiales, Closteriaceae.